Messenger RNA from Aspergillus alliaceus, 1602 nucleotides. Its product is annotated as ditrans,polycis-polyprenyl diphosphate synthase. The record is from RefSeq and is a predicted model, not a curated record. Gene Ontology annotation, molecular function: ditrans,polycis-polyprenyl diphosphate synthase [(2E,6E)-farnesyl diphosphate specific] activity. Gene Ontology annotation, cellular component: dehydrodolichyl diphosphate synthase complex; endoplasmic reticulum membrane. The coding region runs from base 163 to 1242 and encodes 359 amino acids. Lineage: Eukaryota; Fungi; Ascomycota; Eurotiomycetes; Eurotiales; Aspergillaceae. The transcript is spliced from 2 exons.
GGAGCUUGUUCAGGAAGGGGCAACGCGCAUAUCAAGUUCUCUUUCAUUAUCAGCUUACACUGCCCACCUCAUAUUUUCGACGGACAUUGAUCGGUCCCAUCAACCAACCAACCCCCUAGAAAUCCUGUCUCAGCUUCUUCUCGAGCAUCCGCACACAAAACCAUGGUAUCACAACGUGAUAAAGAAUUGUUCAGAGAUGAUGUUCGUGCCCGGGGAACGAAACUUAGUGUUGCUGAUCGUGAGAACCUUUUGAAACCAUAUCUACCAGAUCCCUCUGAGCUUCCAUGUCGACCACAACGGCGCAGAAAAACAUCGGCUCGGAAGACGCCCAUCCGAACUUUCUUGAAGUCGCAAUUACACCAGCUUACCUACACCAUCAUACACAUUUUCUUUGGCAUCGUUGUUCGCCUCAUCCAGAGCUAUCAUGCCGUCGUGGAUAGGAUUUUUGCCAUCGUCUACUAUCACCACCGCACCCCAGAGCUAAUCAGAAAAGAUGUAAAAAGCUUGGAUCGUCUUCCAGAACACUUAAGCGUUAUAUUGUCAUUGCGGAAAGAAGAGGAUGCUUUGACAGUUCUAAUGGAUGAAGUGGCAGAGCUUGCCGCAUGGGGGGUGAGUGCCGGAAUACCUGUGUUGAGUGUUUACGAGAAGAGUGGGGUCCUAAAAUCAUGCAUUCCUACUUUACACCGCAUCGUUACAAACAAGCUAUCAGCGUAUUAUGGUUCUCCUUCGCAACAGCCAACAUUGCGACUCUUUGCUCCUCAUCACCCUAUUUAUCAACCACAAGAUGGCAACUCAGCCGAGAAAUCUAAUACCGAUUCCCUUACUAUGCUUCUGUUGUCGGCUACUGAUGGUCGGGAAACAUUUGUGGAUUUGACAAAGACGCUUGCGGAGAUGUCCCAGAAUGGCAAGUUAUCGCCAGAAGAUAUCACAACGGAAUUAGUCGAUGCAGAAAUCAGCGAGAUAACGACACAGCCGUCUCAGCCAGCAAUCCCAGCCUCCAAGGGGAACAAAGCAAGUUCUGAUACGAUCGUUUCCAUAAAGCCAGAGCCAGAUCUAUUACUAGUGUUCAAACCGUCUUUGAAAUUAGAUGGCUACCCACCCUGGCAUAUUCGUCUCACUGAGAUGUAUUGCACAGGUGACCAGACCAACAGCAGGAUAGAAUAUGGUGAGGCUGUUGAGUAUCAGGGGUUUCUCAGGGGUUUAUGGCAUUAUGCAGGGGCUCAAAUGAGAUUCGGUCGUUGAGGUCCGCACACGUGUUUACUUUUUUAACCCUUCUGUUAUGUAAUUAUCUCUUGGUCAUUGAGAAGCUGAAGUCGAGGCUUUAUAGCCAGCAACUAGGAGUUCCUUACGGAGUAACUUUUUCAGAAAGGUGAUACAUUAUAGAUUCCCUAGUAAUAUACCAUUUUUUGUGUGAUGAUGUAUAUGUGUCACAAGUUAGACUAAAGCCCCCAUCGCUUGGCCGUGUGUAUAGCAGUUUAUAGUCUACCAUUUCUGUCAACUUUUUGUGUAGCCCUGUUAUGAAGUAGGCCACCUGCUUUCACCUGAAAUGUUCCUCAUUCAGUACUCACAUUAAUCACCUAGAUUCCAUGUGCAUUUGUGCCG